Molecule: messenger RNA, 2101 nt
Organism: Trematomus bernacchii (emerald rockcod)
Lineage: Eukaryota; Metazoa; Chordata; Actinopteri; Perciformes; Nototheniidae
Product: E3 ubiquitin-protein ligase TRIM39-like
Exons: 2
Coding region: 204-1856 (550 amino acids)
Molecular function (GO): zinc ion binding; protein binding
Source: RefSeq, a predicted model, not a curated record
UUAAACCUGACUAACCCUGAAGGAGAAACACAGAGCUGCUCUAAGAGGAGGAGCAACACUGGAGGGAGGAGAGCUGUAACGUCACUUCCCAUAAAUGAAACUUAUCGUUUGUCAGAGCUGCAGUGGAGACACGUCUCUGGAUUUUCUGUCUGAAGGAAGAUUACACUGAGUUUGUCAGUUCUUUCUCAGCACUUUACUCAAAUAUGGACAUGUCUUCUGUCAGCUGCCUGCUAUCCGAAGAGCAGUUUCGGUGCGCCAUCUGUAUGGAUGUGUUCAGGGAUCCAGUCAGCACACCAUGUGGACACAACUUCUGCAAAACCUGCAUCACUGCACACUGGAAAAUUAAUUACAGAUGUCCCUUGUGUAAUGAGGGUUUUAAAAAAAUACCUUUGUUGAGGGUCAACACUUUGUUAUCUGAGAUGGUUGGUGAGUUCAGACAGUCGGCUCAACAGAAAGCCAACCGCAAACGGUCACAGCAACAAUCGUUCAAACCAGUAAAUGUUCCCUGUGACUUUUGCACUGGAACCAAACUGAAGGCCCUGAAGUCCUGCCUGGCGUGUCUGGCCUCCUACUGUGAGACUCACCUGGAGCCUCAUUUCAAUGUGUCAGGUCUGAAAAGACAUCAGCUGAUCGACCCUGUGGAGAACCUGGAAGACAGGAUGUGUCCAAAGCACGAUAAACCUCUGGAGCUGUUCUGUAAGACCGACCAGACAUUUGUCUGUCUGCACUGUUCUGCUUUAGACCACAAGAUGCAUGAGUUUGUUCCUCUGAAAGAUGAAUAUGAAGACAAGAAAGUUGAGCUGGUGAAGACAGAGGCUAAAAUUCAGGAGAUGAUCCAGAAAAGACGAGUAAAGAUUGAGGCGAUCAGACACUCAGUAAAGUGUAGUACAGAAAAUGCGCAAAUGGAGUUAUCAGAAGGUGUUCAGGUCUUCACUUCUCUGAACAAGUUUCUUGACAGUGGCCUGAAAGAGCUCAGUCGAACACUAGGAGAGAAGGUGACAACAACACAGAAACAGGCUGAAGGCCUCAUCAAAGAGCUGGAACAGGAAAUAUCUGAUCUGAAGAAGAGAAACACUGACGUGGGGCAGGUCACACGCUCAGAAGACCACCUCCAUGUCCUCAGAAGCUUCCCAUUACUGAAAGCCGUACCACCCACAAAGGACUGGACAAAGGUCAACGUCCAUGUAUCUUCAUAUGAGAAAACUGUGGAGGGGGCCUUGAUCCAGCUGGAGGAGACCCUUAAUAAAGAGAUGAAGAAGCUGCUCGGUGAGGCUGAGCUGAAGAGGGUCCAGAAGUACGCAGUGGAUGUGACUCUUGAUCCUGAUACAGCACACCCUGAACUCAUCCUGUCUGAUGGUGGAAAACGAGUGAGUCUUGGUGAUGUAAAGAAGAAUCUCCCAGACAACCCAGAGAGAUUUUCUCAUUAUAAUUUUGUUUUGGGAGGGCAGAGUUUCUCUUCAGGCAGAUUUUACUCCGAGGUUCAUGUUCAAGGGAAGCCUAAAUGGAAUAUAGGAGUGGCCAGAGAGUCGAUCAACAGGAAGGGAGAGUUCAACAUGAGGCCUCAGGACGGUUACUGGACUAUAUGUUUGAGAAAUGGAAAUGAGUACAAAGCUCUUGAUGCUCCGUCAGUCCUUCUCUCUCUGAAGUCUCGGCCUCAGAAGGUGGGGGUGUUUGUGGAUUAUGAGGAGGGUCUGGUCUCCUUUUAUGACGUAUAUACUGCAGCUCUGAUCUACUCCUUCACUGGCUGCUGCUUCAACGGGAAAAUCUACCUAAUAUUAAGUCCCUGUAAUAAUGAUGGAGGCAAUAAUGCUGCCCCUCUGAUCAUCGUCAGACGUACUGUCAAUCAAACCGCUUGAUUUUUGAGAUCAGCAUGUUGAGCAAUGCAAAUAAAGCAUUGCCAACAUUAUGAUAACAUACAGUGUACAUAUAUAUUUACACAUAAACAUGCCAAACAAAAUGUGCAUACUAAAACAGGCAUAGCGGUCAACACUGGUAUGCCAAUGUAUUAUAGAAAAAGAAAGAAAAAGUGCUUGACGAAAGAAUACAUGAAAUUAGUAACCAUCCGGAUCAGACGGAUCAGACAAAACACACACACACCCAC